Molecule: messenger RNA, 760 nt
Organism: Linderina pennispora
Lineage: Eukaryota; Fungi; Kickxellomycota; Kickxellomycetes; Kickxellales; Kickxellaceae
Exons: 1
Coding region: 192-671 (159 amino acids)
Source: RefSeq, a predicted model, not a curated record
GAGUGGCGAUGGCGGUGCGGCGCUGAAGCAGGUUGAGCAGUUCAAAGACACGAUCGUUUCGUACAUUCGACAAGGUGCUGAUCAGUGCAAAGGCACCAGUUUCGUAUGCCAGCGUAGCGGAUCUGGGCGACUUCUUGCGGCGGUUCGUUGCAGCGGACUUCGACAAGCUGUUCAAGCCGUCGAUUACCAAGAUGCUGCUGCGGUCACCGGAAGCUGUGCUGCCGACGUGCUACUGGCUGCUGAAGUGUCUGAGCAACGAUGUUGAUCUGGCCGCAGUAUACAUUGACAUGUUUGCUGACCAGAUCGCCAGCAACCUGCUCAAGAGCUCAAAGGACAAGGUGCGCGAGACCGCUGCCCUGCUGUUUGAGUCGCUGGCCAGCACACCGCGCUCGAUCGAGGAUGCCACCAAGGCGGCCGAGAUUGCCACCAAGCCGCUGACUGCCGGCCGCUACACGCAGGCAGACCACCGCGUAGGUGUUCUACAAUCUGCUGGGCAGUGUGCGCGCCGGGCCUGGCAACGGGUGGGCGUCGUCGGUGGCGAUCUUGCCUGCUCUGCUGAAGAUGACAGCCAAGGAGACGCAGGAGGCGCCUGUCAACGCAGUACUCAGCGCUAUUGGCAGCCAUGUCAGCGUUGUAAUCGAGUAUCUGCGCACGGCCGAGGCUGGUGCUGACGGUGCUGCGCAGUGUGAAGAGGCGCUGAAGGCGUUCUCGGACGCAGCCAAGAAGGGCCUGGCGCUUCCGGACAAGUCGGCGCUGGUGC